Tympanuchus pallidicinctus (lesser prairie-chicken) is the source of this 1535-nucleotide messenger RNA. RefSeq names its product NK2 homeobox 6 (gene NKX2-6). Gene Ontology annotation, molecular function: DNA-binding transcription factor activity, RNA polymerase II-specific; RNA polymerase II cis-regulatory region sequence-specific DNA binding. Gene Ontology annotation, biological process: cell differentiation; regulation of transcription by RNA polymerase II. The record is from RefSeq and is a predicted model, not a curated record. Gene Ontology annotation, cellular component: nucleus. Lineage: Eukaryota; Metazoa; Chordata; Aves; Galliformes; Phasianidae. The transcript has 2 exons. The coding region runs from base 54 to 635 and encodes 193 amino acids.
CGCAGCAACAGGAGGGCAGAGGCCAGGAGCUCACACCGAUCCCCCCCCGGAGGAUGCUGCCCACCCCUUUCUCCGUCGAGGAUAUCCUCAGCCUGGAGCAGAGCAGCGCUCCCGGAGCCCCCGGGGUCCGCCGCAGCCCCUCCGGGGAGGAGGAACCGCAGUCGGGACAACAUCUGCUCUCCCAACCCUUGCAGACAGACCAGCAGCAAAGUGAGCCCUGCCACCACCCCAAGCAACCGCAGCGGCGCAAACCCCGUGUUUUGUUCUCCCAAACUCAGGUGUCGGAAUUGGAGCGGCGAUUCAAGCAGCAGAAAUACCUCUCUGCUCUGGAAAGGGAACACCUGGCCAACGUGCUCCAGCUCACAUCCACCCAGGUGAAAAUCUGGUUCCAGAACCGGCGUUACAAAUGCAAGAGGCAGAGGCAGGAUAGAUCCCUGGAGAUGGCCACCUACCCACUGCCACCGCGUAGGGUGGCUGUUCCGGUGCUGGUCAGAGAUGGCAAUCCUUGUUUUGGGGGAUCCCAACCCCACCUGGCUCCUUAUGGGGUCACCGUCGGCCCCUACUCCUAUAGCACCUACUAUGGUGCCUAUGGGGUGAGCUAUGGGGUGGGCUACACUGGGGUGCUCAUACCGUGAGAUUGGGCUCAGCACCAGUUGGGAUGUGGCCCAGGAAAGGGAUGGGGGCAUCUGGAGCCGUAAUGGACAGCAGGAUGUGGUGCCUCCGUCCCCACCAACCAGCCCAAGGAAAGGGAUUUCUGGUGCUUCAGAUCCGGGGACCUCAGGACCAGAGGCAUUUAUUUAUUAGGACACAAACACAGAUUCUAUCCCAUCCCACCCUAUAGGGAUGCUCCUGUGGGAUGCUUAGGGAUGGGAUGCUGCUCUUCUUCCUAAGGAAACAGGGUCUGUGCACACCACUGUGCCUUUGCUUUUCCAUGAAUGCUCUAUUUAAGGCUUUGAGUUCCUCUCAUCUUUUGGGAUAUCCGUAUUUCUUAAUGACUUACCAGCGCAGGUGUUCACUUUUGUCUUGAUGAUGAUUAUUAUUUGCAAUUAAAAAAAAAAAAAAAAGGUGGGAAUACGUGUUUCCCCUCUCUCAGCUUUCCCUUUCAGCAUUUUAACCUCUCCAUCCACAAUUUGCAUCUGAGAAUCACAUCUGAAGCAAAAAAAGUGUUGGUGCUGAGCCAGCAGGGACCCAAACCCACCAGCACUGAAUGCUUUGCUGGACCAAAGGACCAUACAUGUACAUUUCUAUGUACAUCUCUCUUUACAUGUAUUUCAGCCUGGGAAUGAGACUUAAGAAGUAUUAAGAUGUCUUUUAUAGUCCUGUGUAUCUUUGGAGUGGUUUUCCCAAAGGCUGAGGUCAGGAGAUGCUUAAAAUCCCAAUGUUUGUGGGAUUGCUCUGCUGGGUACAUCCAACAUUGCUUUGAAUGUCUCCUGUUUCUUGCCCAAAUUAGAAACUGCUCAACUGCAAAAUGAGGCAGAUCUCUCCCGCAAAACCCAAAUCAGCCAAAAUUUAAUGCAAUAAAUGGCCAUGAGGGG